Molecule: messenger RNA, 2440 nt
Organism: Erpetoichthys calabaricus (reedfish)
Lineage: Eukaryota; Metazoa; Chordata; Cladistia; Polypteriformes; Polypteridae
Product: macrophage mannose receptor 1-like
Exons: 11
Coding region: 88-2040 (650 amino acids)
Source: RefSeq, a predicted model, not a curated record
UGUUGGAUAAACACUGAUUAAGUUAAACUGAAAAGAAGAAAUUUAUUACACAUUGAAUAAUUUAAAGCAAAAUAAAGAUUUUCUAAAAUGAAAGCAAGUUUAUUGGUCCUACUUGUGAUAGCAUGCCAAGCACAGGACAACUGUGAUAAAAAUGGAAAUAAUGUUGAGCUUCUUUCAUCAUCUGGCAACACUUACAUACGUAGUAUCUCCUCAGUGGAUAUUGGUGAUUCUUCUCAAACAGGAUUCAGCCCACUUGUUUCUUAUGUUGUUGCACAACUUCAUUUUGUGCCUAAUACUUUGUCCUGGGCGGAUGCACAGAGCUACUGCAGGACUAACUACACUGACCUGGCAACUAUUAAUGAAGAAGAUGAAACUCCAGCCUUAAACAUAUCAGGAAAACAAGAAUUUUGGAUCGGGCUGAAACGUCACAAUGACAACUGGCAGUGGUCAAAUAAGGAUGAAGUUACAUAUUCAAAUUGGAAAAGAGAUUUCUUCUGUGCUUUUGUGCAGUCUGAUGGCUCCUGGAAUGAUACAAUCUGUUAUGAAAAUUUAACUUUGAUGUGCUACAAAGAAACAAACAACAUCAGUGAGAGGUAUUUCUGGAUAAAUGAGAGUAUGAUGUGGAGCAGAGCUCAGAACUACUGCCGAGUGAACUACACAGACCUGGUCAGUAUAAGAAAUGAAAGUGAAAAUGAGGUGAUAAAGAACAAAUCACAGGGUACUCCCUUCUGGAUUGGCCUGUUCAAUAACCCUUGGAAAUGGUCUGAUGGAGGAAAUUCAACAUUUCGAAACUGGAGUGUUAGAAAUCCAGAUAAUUAUAAUCAUAAUGAAAAGUGUGUGGAAAUUAACUUUCAAGACAAUAGAGGAAAUGGAUGGAAUGAUGCUGACUGUAAUAUACCAAAGACAUUUUUCUGCAACAGCUCAUGUGGACCCUCAUCACAACAAUAUGUGUCACAACAGCUAACAUGGAGUGGCGCUCUCAACUACUGCAAAGUGAACUGCUCAGGUACCCUGAUGACUGUUGAGAAUGAAACCAUGAAUAAGAACUUGAGUAACUGCUGUCUCAAAUCUUGGAUUGGUCUUCAGCAUGAAUAUGAUAACUGGAAUUGGUCCAAUUCAGACCCAGUCACCUACACAAACUGGAAGCGUAACUUUUCCUGUGCUGUGCUCCAGUCAGAUGGCUCUUGGAAUGACUCAGACUGCAAUGCACAGAAUCCAUUCCUGUGCUACAAUGGAUAUAUGUUGAUGGAUUAUGGCGUCCUCACAGAAUUUGAUGUAACUGCUUACAGUGUCGGUCAGUUUAUCAACAUCAGCAACGGAUUCUUGAAAAAUGGUCCAGUCAAAACUGAUAAUAGCAGUAGGCAUUUUGUCUGGAUAGACAUAAGUAUGACCUGGAGCAGCGCACAGAACUACUGUCAAGUGUACUACACAGACCUGGCCAGCAUUAGAAAUGAGAGUGAAAAUAAUGCAGCAAUGCAGAAAACACAAAACAUUACCUCCUGGAUUGGUCUGUUCAACAACCCCUGGAAGUGGUCUGAUGGGCAGGACUUCACAUUUCAAAACUGGACACUUCAACAAGCAAACAUAUAUCAAAACAAUGAAACCUGUGUCAAAGUAACAAACAAUGGAGACUGGAAGGCAAUUGAUUGUAAUACUCAGGAGCCCUUCAUCUGCUCAGACACUAUCAUGAAUGUCAUCUUUAUAAAUAAAACUUCAACUUGGGAAGAAGCUAUGGAUUACUGCAGAGAAAGGAAUUCUGAUCUCAUCAGUAUCUCAUCUCAGGUGGAGCAGGACGCAAUAGCUGCACUGGUGAACACCACCAAUUCAACCAAUGUGUGGCUGGGGCUGAGGCAGAGCCGCCUGUUUGGAUUCUGGUUCUGGAUUGAUGAAAAGCCUUUGAGUUAUGAGAAUUGGGUCCAUGGACCUCCCUCACAGCUCCCUGCCUCCAGCCCCUGUGCCGCUAUGUCUCAACAAAACAAUUUCAGUUGGAUUAAUGUUUCUUGUUCAGACACAUACUCAUUCAUUUGUAGAUAUAAAUAAAACAUAAUAUCUGCUUGCAGUGCUUUUAUUAUUAUUUACUUUUACAUAAACAGCUUUUGCCAAUAUUUUACUCUGUUGUUGAACCCGGUUUGAGGUGUCAUCUCAAGGAAGAGAUACAUUAGUGAGUGUGAGUGACAAUGUGGCCUGCAUUAGAAUGGCAUUCAAUAUGGGGAUGGCAUCUGUUUCCAACACUUAUGUUAAACAUGGCACUGGGUGAAGGAUGCCCGAAUGGUAAUGAAUGAACAGAUAUUAUACUUGGAAUAGUUUUGCUAAAAGAGUUAUAAAGAUUAAUAAAUAUAUAGCUAAAUAUGUAUAGCCUUGUAUUCAAAUAGUGCAUUCUCAUGUGCCAUUUAUGUAUACCCUAUCUGAGCAAAUACUUAAUAAACCAUAUUUAAAUUGA